This is a messenger RNA of Fusarium keratoplasticum, 1029 nucleotides long. RefSeq lists its product as uncharacterized. NCBI's taxonomy places the organism in Eukaryota, Fungi, Ascomycota, Sordariomycetes, Hypocreales, Nectriaceae. Bases 1 to 1029 code for a protein of 342 amino acids. The record is from RefSeq and is a predicted model, not a curated record. The transcript is spliced from 3 exons.
AUGCCUUCGACUAUCCAAAUCCAAGAGCAUGGAAAUGCCACCCAUCUCCAAUUAGCGGCGCGCAUAGAGGAGCUCCGCCAGCUCACUCGAAUCCAGAAGAAACUUGAAAGACGCUCCAAGAUCAUCGUAUUCGAUGAUGAGCAGCUCCAGGAGCUCAGUAUGGUUCGGGGCUCGCUAUUCGAUAUAGAUGAGGAUGAUCCUAUUGACCUUGAUCCCCGCUACUUUCUUCCCGGUCCGAUCCAGGAGCUGGAAGAUGGACUUGAGCAGCUACGCAGUGAGUGGGCCAUUUUCCCUCGCCCGUGGCCACAGGCCAAGCCGAUUGAGAAUCGCCAUCUCCAAGGCAGAGACGAAUUCGCCCACAGCAGUGCAGCCGACGAUGCUUUCUUUGCUGAAAUAGGACCCGAAUGCAAGAAGUCCUGGCGGUCUCCAGAAGACGGUCGCCCAUGCUGGCAGUAUUGGUCGAGUGGUGACUUUUACAUGCGACCCCAUCCAGGAAAUUGUCCUCCUGAACGCGGUGUGUCCAAUUACAACCCCGACGUACCUCAUGCUGUCGGCACCGUCUGCGAUAUAGCUCGCCCAAGGGGCCAGAGUUCCCUCCACAGCGAGUUGCUCGCAGCCGUUUGUCUCCUCAAGGCACAAAUCGACUCGCCAAGCCGAUAUCUUGGCCACCACGUGUGUCAUAUUCUGAUUGUCAGCUUUCACGCCCGGUUCUCGGCUCGUAUCAUCCAAGCAUACUUUCAGAAUGGAAAAGUUGUCAUUCGACCGUCCCGCCUUAUCAACCUACAUACUCGAACUAUUUCGCCAGAGGUCAAGCUUGUUAUUCGGUGGCUCAACAGCCGGCCAGUCGGCGAUACACGCCUGCCAGUCCAAGCAGUCCCAAUCCUUGACCAAGUUGAUGACAACUUUGACUUGCCUGUUCAGGUGACGGAUGUCGAGGGAGUUUUGCCGCAGGAUACUUGUGAGAGGCAAGCAAUAGAGGGGGCGGAGGUUGUCUUGUGUAGCUUACCUACGGCUACACUUUUCACUUGA